UAACUUGUUGAAACAGGAUCUUCCAGUGUUGUUCCGUCACGAAACCCAGCAAAAUGAGGAAGAGUAGCUCAGUGGAACUGGAGAGAAAUGACUUCUCAACCCUUCCCACCCCUCUCCUUUUUUUAUGAGAGUAAUUUAGGAAGUGCAGUCUAAGAGUCAUUAAGUACAGAAUCCUAUAAACGUCAGAGUGAGUUGUAUUCUGCUUUUGUUUGGCUUGCUGAGUGACAUACUAUACCUUAACUCUGAUGAAGAAGCCAUUACUGAGGGCCAUAAAGGGAUCUGCAUUAAGAAUCCAAUUCCUGACGCAGCCAUCUGGCUCCAUGGAGUGAGGUUGCAGCAUCAUGCACCAUGCUGGUGAUGUCACGGGCACCACGAAAGACAAGAGCAUAUAGCCGGUCUAUUGGGGGUAGGAAAUCAAACUUAAGAAGCACACAGAUCCAGUAUUACCUGUGCCUCAUUUUAAAUAGCCAUUUUUUCAGUUUUUUGACUGAAGUUGGAACACAUUUCUUCAUCCUCAGCUGUAUCAGUGCCCAUCUGCCUAAAACCGAAGCUUCUCACUGGCAGGAUGUCAUGAAGGAUUUGAAACACAUUCAAUUUCUCAUCCAAUCCUUAGAUAUAGACACCAUUCUGUAUACUGAAAGUAAUGCCCAUCCAAGUUGUAAAAUCACCGCGAUGAGGUGCUUCCUUCUGGAGCUUCGUGUGAUUUCCUAUGAAUGCAAUAAUACCAGGCUCACUGAAACAGUAGAAAAUGUCAUCGUCAUUGCCAAUACCACAUUAUCAUCAGACAGGAACAUCGCAGAAUCAGGAUGCAAAGAAUGUGAGGAACUGGAGGAAAAAAAUGUUGGAGAAUUUUUACGGAGCUUCAUACACAUAGUCCAGUCAUUUAUUGGCACAUCCUAAUGUUAUUUACUGCCUCUUCAUUGCUUCUGUCAGUGAAAACUUUCUGUAUGAACUUCUGGGGCAAGGACUCAUCUCCACCAGCCACCAGAAUUUGUCUCUCUUUUGAGAUGAUGAUCAAGACUAUGGAAUUAAUUCACAUCACAGAACAAAGACAGAAAAGGAACCAA
Messenger RNA from Phascolarctos cinereus (koala), 1067 nucleotides. It is a transcript of the gene IL15, whose product is annotated as interleukin 15. Gene Ontology annotation, biological process: immune response; positive regulation of immune response; positive regulation of T cell proliferation. Gene Ontology annotation, molecular function: cytokine receptor binding; cytokine activity. Lineage: Eukaryota; Metazoa; Chordata; Mammalia; Diprotodontia; Phascolarctidae. The record is from RefSeq and is a predicted model, not a curated record. Gene Ontology annotation, cellular component: extracellular region.